AUGUCGAUUCCUUCUUCCCCCAAACUGGAUGGCCUGGAUAUCAUCCAAACCACCUACAAGAAAAUCGGCGACCAUGAAAUCCGAACAGACAUUUUGAUCCCUCAAACUCCGCACAAGGGCCAACGACCGGUGAUCAUCCGGUUCCACGGCGGUGGCUUUGUCUUUGGCGACUCCUUGUACAUGGACUUCUACCCGCACUGGCUAUCUGAUCUCGCCAUCACGCAUGGCGCGGUGGUGAUCUCACCCAACUACCGCCUCAUCCCCGAAGCCUCCAGCACCGACAUCCACGACGACAUGGAGGAUUUCUGGACAUGGAUGCACUCGUCUGCUCUAGCCGACCUGCUGGCUGCGCACACUACGCCCACGGCAGUCGAUCUAGACCGGGUCCUUACAUUCGGCGAGUCUGCUGGCGGUACUCUCAGCAUUAAUCUCGCCCUCUCGCAUCCGAGUGAAAUCCGCGCCUGCACAGCUGCGUAUCCAUGCGUGGACCUUCAGUCGCCGGACUACCAUACUCCACGUGAAAAGCCACCAUUCGGCCAUAACUUCCCCAAGGAAAUCGUCCAGAAAGUUCUGUCCUCUACUGUCCCCGGCACGCCGGUGUCGUCGAUCACCGAGCAAGAACGACUGGUUUUCUUGCUGUCGGGUAUGGAGUACGGUGAAAUGGGCGGUCUAUGGGACAAAGGCGUGAAGGAUUCAGACCGCGCGAGAGUUUAUACCUUUGAGAAACUCGAGCUGCCGGAUUGCAGUCUUCCGCGUGGUGGCAUAGCGAUUAUCCAGGGUGCCGGGGAUAGUGUGGUUCCGGCGCGCGGCGCGGAGAAGUUUGUGCAUCGUGCGCGCGAGGUGUUUAGUGGGAAGCUCGGUGGGGAUCACAUUGUUUUUACUCUCAGAGAUGGGGAUCAUGGGUUUGAUGGUGAUGCUCGGUAUUCAGAGGAGUGGUUGCAGGAUACGUUGAAGGUGGCGGUGGAGACUUGGUUGGAGUGA
This is a messenger RNA of Penicillium lagena, 981 nucleotides long. RefSeq lists its product as uncharacterized. The record is from RefSeq and is a predicted model, not a curated record. NCBI's taxonomy places the organism in Eukaryota, Fungi, Ascomycota, Eurotiomycetes, Eurotiales, Aspergillaceae. The coding region runs from base 1 to 981 and encodes 326 amino acids. Gene Ontology annotation, molecular function: hydrolase activity. The transcript has 2 exons.